Molecule: messenger RNA, 819 nt
Organism: Histoplasma capsulatum G186AR
Lineage: Eukaryota; Fungi; Ascomycota; Eurotiomycetes; Onygenales; Ajellomycetaceae
Exons: 2
Coding region: 1-819 (272 amino acids)
Source: RefSeq, a predicted model, not a curated record
AUGGUCAAACAAGAAUCACCCUCCCUAUCUAGCCUUAGAAGGGGGGUUGGAGCUUCUAGUAUCGUUUCCGAUGGUACUUCCUCGAGCCGAAACAGUUGCGGAAUAUGCUAUACAGAGGUCAAUUUGAAAACCAGCGCUGCCUUGCAAGAACACCUCGAAAAGGCUCAUUUUUACUGUGGAUCCUGUCGUUGGUUCGCGGAAUCAGCGGAACUCCUUGUUCAGCAUAACGAGUCGAUUCAUCGUAUGUGUGUAGACUGUGCAAAAGUGGUUUCAAAUGGGCGAGGAAUAUGUGAACAUCUCACCAAAUACAACCUGCGUACAAUCAAAUGUUACUGCUGCGACGCUACCUUUAUCUCCGUUUCGUCCAUGUUCUACCAUCUCGAAAAUGAAUCCUGUCCCUCUGGCAUUAAUCGACAGGAUAUUGAGAAAUUAACGACAUAUUACCUUAACUACCUUCAGUAUCAGGGCGUCUUCUUGUACUACUGUGGUCGCUGUAGACGUCCCUUUCGUUCCAUGUUUGACCUUCUACGACAUGUCGAGGACGUACCCUGCAUGAGACUGGGUUUGUAUGGUCGUGGCAGUCUCAUUGACUAUAUCGCAACCAAUAUUGGGAGCCUUACUAAAAGUCCCAUUGAAAGGAACGAUACCGCUGCUGUACGAACAACUCUUCCGGAUUCAAAGGAGAAUGAAGAAUUUAUUAUCAAAUCAGACUCCGAUAGCAUCCGAGGGAAUAAAGCCAAAGAAACCGGAAAUAAUGAAGGCGGGCUCAUACCCCGAAUCAUCAUAACUCGAGUCGACGGAUCUACUAUUAAAUGGUAG